GUAGCAGAGCCAGACCUGCUGAAAGCCUGUGCUGGGGCUGACAUCCUCCUGUUUGUGGUGCCCCAUCAGUUUAUCGGCAAAGUCUGUGACCAGCUCAAGGGCCACGUGAAGAAAGAUGCUGUUGGGGUGUCGCUCAUCAAGGGGGUGGACGAAGGACCAGAUGGGCUAAGGCUGAUCUCAGACAUUAUCCAUGAAAAACUGGGAAUAGAGAUGAGCGUCCUCAUGGGGGCCAACAUUGCUAAUGAAGUGGCAGAAGAGAAGUUUUGUGAAACAACCAUCGGCUGCAAGAACAUGCAGCAUGGGCAGACGCUGAAGGAGCUGAUGCAGACUCCAAACUUCCGAGUGACGGUGGUGCAGGAAGCUGACACCGUAGAGAUCUGCGGGGCUCUCAAGAAUGUUGUGGCUGUAGGAGCUGGUUUCUGUGAUGGACUCGGCUAUGGAGACAACACGAAGGCUGCCGUGAUCCGUCUGGGACUGAUGGAGAUGAUUGGCUUCGCCAAACUCUUCUGUAAGGGCUCCGUCACCUCCUCCACCUUCCUGGAGAGCUGCGGGGUGGCUGACCUCAUCACUACCUGCUAUGGUGGCCGCAACCGCAAAGUGGCUGAGGCUUUUGCCAAGACUGGAAAGUCUAUUGAGCAGCUGGAGAAGGAGAUGUUGAAUGGGCAGAAGCUGCAGGGUCCCCAGACGUCUGCUGAGCUGCAUCGCAUCCUUAAAAGCAAGAACGUAGUGGAGAAGUUCCCCCUCUUCACAGCUGUGUAUCAGAUCUGCUACGAGGGCAAACCCGUUACUGAUGUCAUCAAGUGUCUCCAGAACCACCCUGAGCACAUGUAAGUGGGCUCUGCCUGCAAAACCACUGAUCCUGCCCAGAUGAGCGGAGAGCUCCUGCCUGCGCCAACUUGCUCUGCUGCUACAGCUUUGUAAGGAGUCCGGAUUUCCUGGGAGCCUUUGCUGGAAGGGCAGAGAUUCCCUUUCUCAGCCCUGGACACUGCCAGCCUGAGCAGGUACCAUCUGCACAGAGGUACCUGCUGAUGUCCCUCUCUCUUUGAAGGG
Messenger RNA from Fulmarus glacialis (Northern fulmar), 1050 nucleotides. Its product is annotated as glycerol-3-phosphate dehydrogenase [NAD(+)], cytoplasmic-like. Gene Ontology annotation, biological process: carbohydrate metabolic process; glycerol-3-phosphate catabolic process. The record is from RefSeq and is a predicted model, not a curated record. NCBI's taxonomy places the organism in Eukaryota, Metazoa, Chordata, Aves, Procellariiformes, Procellariidae. Gene Ontology annotation, molecular function: NAD binding; glycerol-3-phosphate dehydrogenase [NAD(P)+] activity; protein homodimerization activity. The transcript has 6 exons. The annotation marks the transcript as partial. Gene Ontology annotation, cellular component: cytosol; glycerol-3-phosphate dehydrogenase (FAD) complex.